This is a messenger RNA of Sugiyamaella lignohabitans, 5694 nucleotides long. It is a transcript of the gene PRP8, whose product is annotated as U4/U6-U5 snRNP complex component PRP8. Gene Ontology annotation, molecular function: U2 snRNA binding; pre-mRNA intronic binding; U1 snRNA binding. Gene Ontology annotation, biological process: mRNA splicing, via spliceosome; spliceosomal tri-snRNP complex assembly. The record is from RefSeq and is a predicted model, not a curated record. Lineage: Eukaryota; Fungi; Ascomycota; Dipodascomycetes; Dipodascales; Trichomonascaceae. Gene Ontology annotation, cellular component: U5 snRNP; catalytic step 2 spliceosome. The coding region runs from base 1 to 5694 and encodes 1897 amino acids. The transcript has a single exon.
AUGAGUGGAAGAAACCCUGGCGCUCCUCCUGGGUUCCCUGGAGCAGGUAAAAGACCGAAUGGCGGACCGCCUCCUCCUCCACCACCGCCAGGAGGGGCUGGUGUAAAGAGAAAACCUGGUACUGGGGGUCUGGCACCGCCACCUCCUCCUCCACCGUCAGGAGGAAAGAGAAGAACUGCAAAUGGAAGUCAUCCUCCACCUCCACCACCUCCUCCUUCUCGUCCACCUCCAGCAGAAAAGAGAGAAGAGGAGCGAAGACUGCGGGCUUUGGAGAGAAAGCGCAAAUGGCAGCAGCUUCAAAAACAAAAGUAUGGUGCCAAACAGGGCAAAGCUACGUUUGUUCACUCUACAAAAGUCGAUAUGCCUCCUGAACAUCUACGGAAGAUUAUUCGAGAUCAUGGCGAUUUGUCCACAAAGAGAGUCGCUGCGGAUAAGAGAUCUUAUUUAGGAGCGCUGAAGUUCAUUCCUCAUGCGGUCGUCAAACUCAUGGAGAAUAUGCCUCAGCCAUGGGAGCAGGUUCGUGAAGUUAAAGUUCUUUAUCAUAUCACUGGUGCCAUCACAUUUGUAAACGAAGUGCCAAGAGUCAUUGAACCUGUAUAUACAGCUCAGUGGGCUACAAUGUGGACGAUGAUGAGACGUGAGAAGCGAGAUAGACGUCAUUUUAAACGAAUGCGGUUUCCUCCGUUUGACGACGAAGAACCUCCUAUUAGUUGGAGUGAGAAUAUCGAAAUAGCUGAACCUGGCGAUGCUAUUCAGAUGGAAUUGGAUCAAGAGGAAGAUAGUCCUGUGUAUGAAUGGUUCUAUGAUCACCGUCCACUGAUCGAAGAUCCAAAAUAUGUUCCUGGUCCGGCGUAUAAGAAAUGGAAUUUAGAGCUGCCCCAAAUGGCUAACUUAUAUCGGUUGGCCAGUCCAUUAGUUGCUGAUAUUGCAACUCGAAACGACUUGUAUUUAUUUGACAAAAAGUCUUUUUUCACCGCCAAAGCCCUGAAUACCGCCAUUCCUGGUGGUCCUAAAUUCGAGCCUCUUUAUAAGGAUGUUGAUGAAGACAAUGAAGAUUUUGGCGAGUUCAAUGCCAUUGACAGAAUCAUCUUUCGAAAUCCUAUUCGUACCGAGUACAAAAUUGCAUUCCCUCAUUUAUACAACUCAUUACCUCGAUCUGUGCAGAUUGAUUGGUACCACGACCCACAGGAUGUUCAUAUAAAAACCGAAGAUCCUGAUCUUCCUGCUUAUUACUACGACCCAGCCAUUAAUCCUAUCACCGCCAGAAGACGAGAGAUUGAUGAACAAGAAGCAGAUGAUUUGAUUCUUGACGACGAUCUGGAAGAGGAGGAAGAAGAGGAAGAAGAGGAAGAAAAGGAAGGAGAGCAACGUUCGACUGGAUUCACUCUAGGUGACGAUUUUGAAACCUUUUUGGAGAAUGUCCCACUGACGACGGACAAUACCAGUCAUGCUAUUGCUCUAUGGUGGGCACCAUUCCCUUUCAACCGACGUAGUGGUACAAUGGUCAGAGCACAGGACGUAGCUCUAGUAAAAAAUUGGUAUGUCCAGCAUGCUCCAGAUGGAAAUCCUGUUAAAGUCAGGGUGUCCUAUCAGAAACUUCUUAAAACAUACGUUCUGAACGCACUCAAGACGAAACCUCCCAGCAACCAGAAAAAACGGUACCUGUUAAAGAGUCUGAAGAACACAAAGUUCUUCCAGCAAACGACAAUCGACUGGGUUGAAGCCGGAUUACAGCUAUGUCGUCAAGGUUUCACAAUGCUCAAUCUACUAAUUCACAGAAAGGGUCUAACAUAUCUUCAUUUGGAUUACAAUUUCAACUUGAAACCAAUCAAAACUCUAACUACCAAAGAGCGUAAGCGAUCGAGAUUUGGUAAUGCAUUCCAUUUGAUGAGAGAAAUCCUCAGGGUCGUCAAGUUGAUUGUCGAUGCUCAUGUCCAGUAUCGGUUGGGUAAUGUCGAUGCCUACCAGCUGGCAGAUGGUCUUCACUACACACUCAACCAUUUGGGCCAGCUGACCGGUAUAUACAGAUACAAGUACAAAGUGAUGCACCAGAUUCGUACUUGUAAAGAUCUCAAGCACGUCAUCUACUACCGAUUCAACUCUGUCAUUGGUAAGGGACCCGGAUGUGGUUUCUGGCAACCUGCCUGGAGAGUUUGGCUCUUCUUCCUGAGAGGUACAAUACCUUUAUUAGAAAGAUGGCUAGGUAACUUACUAGCUCGUCAAUUCGAGGGUCGUCAUUCAAAGGCAGUUGCUAAGACAAUUACAAAACAAAGAGUCGAGUCUUAUUACGACCUGGAACUACGUGCUUCUGUGCUCAAUGAUAUCUUGGAUAUGAUUCCCGAGGGAAUUAAACAGAAUAAAGCAAAGACAAUUAUUCAGCAUCUUAGUGAAGCAUGGAGGUGUUGGAAAGCUAAUAUUCCAUGGAAAGUACCUGGUCUGCCUGCUCCAAUUGAAAACAUUAUUCUUCGUUAUGUCAAGGCAAAGGCAGAUGGUUGGAUCUCAGUGGCUCACUAUAAUCGAGAACGAAUCAAGCGAGGCACAACUGUUGAAAAAACUGUUGCUAAGAAGAAUUUGGGCAGACUGACUCGUUUAUGGCUAAAGUCAGAACAAGAGCGUCAACACAACUUUUCAAAGGAUGGUCCUUAUGUAGCUCCUGAAGAUGCUGUGGCCAUUUUCUCUACCAUGGUUCACUGGCUGGAGAGCCGCAAGUUUUCGCCUAUUCCAUUUCCUCCCCUGAGUUAUAAGCAUGAUACUAAAUUGCUGGUACUAGCUCUCGAGGGCCUGAAAGAAUCCUACUCCGUUAAGAACAGAUUAAACCAGAGCCAGCGUGAAGAAUUAGCAUUGAUUGAACAGGCUUAUGAUAAUCCCCACGAGUGUCUAUCUCGAAUCAAACGGUUUUUGUUGACUCAACGAGUGUUUAAGGAAGUUGGUUUAGAUAUGAUGGACUACUAUAGUCAUAUUCUUCCUGUUUACGAGAUUGAUCCACUGGAAAAGAUUACUGAUGCAUACCUUGAUCAAUAUCUCUGGUACGAGGCUGAUAAACGACACCUGUUCCCCAACUGGAUUAAACCAAGUGAUUCAGAAGUUCCUCCUCUGCUUGUGUAUAAGUGGUGUCAAGGUAUUAAUAACCUACAGGAUGUCUGGGAUGUUUCUGAGGGUCAAUGUAACGUCAUGCUUCAAACAACUCUCAGUAAAAUGGCAGAGAAGAUAGAUUUCACGCUUCUCAACAGACUGCUGAGACUAAUUGUCGACUCCAAUAUCGCUGAUUAUAUCACGGCCAAGAACAAUGUCGCUUUGUCAUACAAGGACAUGACUCAUGUCAAUCAAUAUGGUUUGAUUCGUGGUUUACAGUUUUCAUCGUUUGUUAUGCAAUACUACGGCUUAGUGCUCGAUUUGCUGCUGCUUGGGUUGCCUCGUGCAAGCGAGUUGGCAGGUCCACCACAACAGCCUAAUGAUUUCCUACAAUUUAAAGAUGAAGAGACCGAAGUCAACCAUCCUAUUCGUUUGUACAUUCGUUACGUGGAUAAAGUGCAUAUUCUUUUCAGAUUCCGGGCAACCGAAGCUCGUGACUUGAUUCAACGGUUCUUGACAGAGAAUCCCGAUCCUAACUUUGAAAAUGUUGUCGGAUACAACAACAAGAAAUGCUGGCCUCGUGAUUCGAGAAUGAGAUUAAUGAGGCACGAUGUUAAUCUUGGCAGAGCUGUGUUUUGGGAAAUGAAGAACCGUCUUCCUCGAUCUCUCACAACUUUUGAAUGGGAAGAUACUUUUGCGUCUGUUUAUAGUCGCGAUAAUCCCAACCUUUUAUUUUCGAUGGUUGGUUUCGAAGUCCGAAUUCUGCCAAAGUCUCGUGUUGAAAAUGAUAUCCAGAUCCGUGAUAGUGUGUGGAAUUUGACAAACGAAGAGACAAAGGAACGUACUGCAUAUGCUUUCUUGCGAGUUACGGACGAAGAUAUCGCUAAAUUCAACAACCGUAUUAGACAGAUUCUCAUGUCAUCUGGUUCCACAACAUUCACAAAAAUUGCCAACAAGUGGAAUACUGCCCUUAUUUCGCUCUUUACUUAUUACCGUGAAGCAGCAGUUGCUAGUGAAAACCUCCUCGAUACGCUGGUUAAAUGUGAAACAAAGAUCCAGACAAGAGUUAAGAUUGGCUUGAAUUCAAAGAUGCCUUCGAGAUUCCCACCUGCUGUCUUCUAUACACCGAAGGAGCUGGGUGGUCUGGGUAUGCUCAGCGCAAGUCAUAUCCUCAUUCCGACAUCGGAUCUCAGAUGGUCAAAACAGACGGAUACUGGUAUAACUCACUUCAGAUCAGGUAUGACCCACCAAGACGAUCAGCUGAUUCCUAAUAUUUUCCGUUAUAUCGCCUCGUGGGAAUCUGAAUUUAUUGAUUCACAAAAUGUUUGGGCAGAGUAUGCCAUGAAACGACAAGAAGCUAGUCAACAAAACCGGCGUCUGACUCUGGAAGAUUUAGAAGAUCGUUGGGACAGAGGUCUACCUCGUAUCAAUACUCUUUUCCAGAAGGAUAGACACACUCUGGCAUAUGACAAAGGACACCGUAUUCGUACUCAGUUUAGACAAUAUUCACUAGCGAAAGUCAAUCCUUUCUGGUGGACAAGUCAAAGACACGAUGGUAAAUUGUGGAAUUUGAAUGCUUAUCGAACCGAUGUCAUUCAGGCAUUGGGUGGUAUUGAAACAAUUCUUGAGCAUACGUUAUUUAAGGGAACUGGUUUCGACAACUGGGAAGGUUUGUUCUGGGAAAAGGCAUCUGGCUUCGAAGAUAGUAUGAAAUUCAAGAAACUGACCAACGCCCAAAGGUCUGGUCUUAAUCAAAUCCCCAAUCGUAGAUUCACAUUAUGGUGGUCGCCCACUAUCAAUCGUGCUAAUGUAUAUGUUGGUUUCCUUGUGCAAUUGGAUUUGACUGGUAUUUUCUUACACGGAAAGAUUCCCACUCUGAAGAUCUCGCUUAUUCAAAUCUUCAGAGCACAUUUGUGGCAAAAGAUCCACGAGAGUAUUAUCUUUGACAUCUGCCAUGUUCUAGAUGCUGAAAUGGACACUCUUCAGAUUGAGAAUGUUAACAAGGAGUCUAUUCACCCCAGAAAGUCGUACAAAAUGAACUCUUCUGCUGCAGACAUUGUUCUUCAUAGUACUUAUAAGUGGAGUGUCAGUGGUCCCUCGCUUCUUAAUGAUAGUAAGGAUGUCAUGGACUUUGCUACCGCUAAUAAAUUCUGGCUGGAUAUCCAAUUGAGAUAUGGAGACUAUGAUUCGCACGACAUUUCGAGAUAUACCCGUGCCAAGUUCCUUGAUUAUACCUCGGAUGGUAUUAGUAUCUACCCUUCUCCAACUGGUGCUAUGAUUGGUGUGGAUCUCGCUUAUAAUAUGUAUGAUGCUUAUGGUAAUUGGUUCCCAGGUCUCAAGCCUUUGAUGCAACAGGCCAUGUCGAAGAUUAUGAAGGCCAAUCCAGCUCUUUUCGUUCUUCGUGAGCGUAUCAGAAAGGGAUUGCAGCUGUAUCAAUCACAACCACAAGAGGCAUUCCUCAAUUCCAAUAACUACUCGGAACUGUUUGGCAAAGACGUCCAAUUCUUUAUCGACGACAGUAACGUCUAUCGUGUUACUGUUCACAAGACAUUUGAGGGUAAUCUCACCACCAAGCCUAUUAAUGGUGCCAUUUUUAUUUUCAACCCACGAACUGGUAAGUAA